Ilex paraguariensis (yerba mate) is the source of this 1187-nucleotide messenger RNA. The record is from the annotation of a GenBank genome assembly. Lineage: Eukaryota; Viridiplantae; Streptophyta; Magnoliopsida; Aquifoliales; Aquifoliaceae.
UGUAAUUCAAGGAAAGUUGCCAUCAAAUUGAACUAUCCUCAUCAUUUAGAUUUUUGAUGAGGUUCAUUAUUUUCAUCUAUAGGAAAAAAAGCAUGGCAUUGACUACUCAAAUACAGGUGAAAAAUGUAUUAACCAUGAUGAUGUUGGCAUUAAAGGAUCAACUCAAGAAGAGGGAUCAUAUGGUAAUCAAUGCUAUGAUUACCAAGUGAAUAAUUAUGAUAUAUUUGGAUCAAUGGAGUCUUCCAAAGAGACAGGCUGCCGAGCUCCGGAAGGCCCUAUUCUUUGCAUCAACAAUUGUGGCUUCUUUGGUAGUGCAGCCACUAUGAACAUGUGUUCUAAGUGCCACAAAGACAUGAUCUUGAAGCAGGAGCAGGCGAAGCUUGCAGCGUCGUCCAUUGAGAACAUUGUGAAUGGAGGGUCUUGCAGCAGCGGGAAGGAGCCUGUGGUUGCUGGUACUGUGGACAUGCAAGAUGGACCUGUGGAGUUGAAGGUUGCUCCUACACAAGCAUCCUGUGAUUCAUUCACAAGCCAGAGUUCAGAGGUCAAGGCAAAAGAAGGUCCGAAUAGAUGCAACUCUUGCCGGAAGCGUGUGGGUCUGACAGGUUUCAAUUGCAGACUGCAGGUCGGGAUGCGAUAGCCAAAGCCAAUCCUGUCAUUAGAUCAGAAAAGCUUGAUAAGCUCUAGGAGCCAUUCAGUGGGGGUUUAUUAGGUACUGAAGUAUGAUGCUUUCUCGUCGUGUCUUCGUAUAAGUUGGUCACUUGUCUUAUCAGGUGUCAUUCAAUUGACAUAAAUGGUUUAAGGCACGAGAAUGGAGGGCGACUUUACAAGUCAAAUGAACUCGACAAUCCUCCUCAAUUGGCUAAUAGUACUUUGCUUGCUCCAGUGUGUUAAGUCUUUAUUUGUGCUGGCUUGAUGGACAUUCCUGCGGAAAUUUGUAAUUUGUCGUCCUGCCUAAUUUGCGCUUAUUAUUCCAAUGUUUCGUAUCAUGAUGGUGAUGGUGUGUUCAUAUCGUACCUUUAGCCCCAAGAACUCUUUAUGCUUUCAGUGCAUGUGUACUUUUUACAAGAAGCUAUACAUGUCUUGCACAGUAUUGAAACCAUGUCAAGAUUUAACACAUGUAUUUCCUUGUUGAAUCGAAAUAUAGAAGAAAGAGUAGUUCAAUGUACGAGGCUUUUCUCAUUGCAGAA